GUCAUUCAUGCAUCAGAAACUACUAAAAAGCAAAAUGAAAAGUUAAUCUAUGUAGAUUUUGCAUUGCAUUCCCCUCAACCAAGCAAGCAUCCAGAGGAACGAAGGACAAAUGUUAUUCAAUUUUGUAUUGCUUUCCCCUCAACCAAGCAAGCAGCCCAAAGAACAACAAAUGGCAUUCCCAUGAGAGAAAAAAAAAAUACUUGUAGGUGGGGCCACCCUCCCCUACCUAUAUAUACCCCUGUUCACGCCGUUCCCAAGACCACACCACCAGUCCAUCCAUCCUGCGCUGCGCUGCGCUCGUGACAAGCAUCGCAAGCAGCUCCUCCUCCUCCCCCUGUAGCCAACACCUUCCUGUUCCGGGCGCAGUAGCGGCUGUCGGCCCUCGAUCUGACGAGCCAUGACGAAGCACGCCGCCUACUCCAGCGAGGACGUGGUCGCGGCCGUGGCGGCGCCGGCGCCGGCCGGCCGGCAUUUCACGUCGUUCCAGGCGCUGAAGGGCGCGCCCCUCGACUGCAAGAAGCACGCCGCCGUGGACCUGUCCGCGUCCGGGGCGGCCGUCGUGGGCGGCGGCCCCUGGUUUGAGUCCAUGAAGGCUUCGUCGCCGCGGCGCGCCGCCGACGCCGAGCACGGCGACUGGAUGGAGAAGCACCCGUCCGCAUUGGCCCAGUUCGAGCCGCUGCUUGCCGCCGCCAAGGGGAAGCAGAUCGUGAUGUUCCUGGACUACGACGGCACCCUGUCACCGAUCGUCGAGGACCCCGACCGCGCCGUCAUGUCGGAGGAGAUGAGAGAAGCCGUGCGGCGCGUCGCCGAGCACUUCCCCACCGCGAUUGUGAGCGGAAGAUGCAGGGACAAGGUGCUCAACUUCGUGAAGCUGACGGAGCUGUACUACGCCGGGAGCCAUGGCAUGGACAUCCAGGGCCCCGCCGCCUGCAGGCAGCCCAACCACGUCCAGCAGGUCGUACACACGCAGGCUGAAGCCGCAGCUGUCCAUUACCAAGCUGCGAGUGAGUUCCUGCCGGUCAUCGAAGAGGUGUUCCGCACGCUGACGGCCAAGAUGGAGUCCAUCGCCGGCGCCAGGGUGGAGCACAACAAGUACUGCCUGUCCGUCCACUUCCGCUGCGUCCGGGAGGAGGAAUGGAAUGCCGUGAACGAGGAGGUCAGGUCGGUGCUCAGGGAGUACCCGAACCUCAAGCUCACUCACGGCAGAAAGGUGCUGGAGAUUCGUCCGUCCAUCAAGUGGGACAAGGGCAAGGCCCUCGAGUUCUUGCUCAAGUCUCUUGGCUAUGCUGGGCGCAACGACGUCUUCCCGAUUUACAUCGGAGAUGAUCGCACUGACGAGGACGCUUUCAAGGUGCUCCGCAACAUGGGGCAGGGCAUCGGAAUCCUGGUGUCCAAGCUUCCUAAGGAGACGGCGGCAUCCUACUCGCUGAGUGACCCUGCCGAGGUCAAGGAGUUCCUCCGCAAGCUGGCCAAUAAGAAGGGGGCGCGCCAACCAUGAAAAUGAAGACGACCUCGUGCAUGCAUGUAGCUAAGCUAGGCAUGGCGUGGACGAUGGAUGGAUGGACGAGCACAACAGCAAAGAGGCGCUUAUUAGCUACAACUACUGGCCUUUUUUGUUGUUUUCUUUUUGCUCCUACCUAUGCAUAGAUAGUAGUCUCUACUCUCUACUCUCUACCUAGCAACAACAACAACCUAGCUGAUGCGCGCAUGCAUGCAUGCAUUGGUCGUCGCUUACUACAUGCAUGGCCAUUCAGUGCAGUGCGUGUGUGCGAUGGCGGAGAAACAACCUAGCUAGCUAGCUGCUCGAUCGAUCGAUCGGCCUUGUCUUGGAAGAAGGCGGCAGGGAGGGGGUCCCUGUGUAACUGCUGGGGAUCCGAUAUAUCGAUCUGUCCUUCCGGCCGGCAAGAUCUUGUAAUUAGCCGCUGUGGUACUAGCUAGCAGCUAGAGAGAAAUGGAUAACAAAACAAAUAACAUGCGUCGUCGUCUUCGUCUC
Molecule: messenger RNA, 1993 nt
Organism: Zea mays
Lineage: Eukaryota; Viridiplantae; Streptophyta; Magnoliopsida; Poales; Poaceae
Product: ramosa 3
Exons: 11
Coding region: 398-1498 (366 amino acids)
Biological process (GO): trehalose biosynthetic process
Molecular function (GO): trehalose-phosphatase activity
Source: RefSeq, a predicted model, not a curated record